Solanum dulcamara is the source of this 2013-nucleotide messenger RNA. Its product is annotated as hydroxymethylglutaryl-CoA synthase-like. The coding region runs from base 264 to 1661 and encodes 465 amino acids. Gene Ontology annotation, biological process: acetyl-CoA metabolic process. Gene Ontology annotation, molecular function: hydroxymethylglutaryl-CoA synthase activity. The record is from RefSeq and is a predicted model, not a curated record. The transcript is spliced from 12 exons. NCBI's taxonomy places the organism in Eukaryota, Viridiplantae, Streptophyta, Magnoliopsida, Solanales, Solanaceae.
AGGGCGAUUCUCCCAUUUCCCCUCUCUUUCCCCCUUUCCCACUGAUUCUGCUUGAAAUAAUUGAACCUCAAAUUUGGUGGCUUGCAUUUGAAUUAGUAUAUUUAAUCCAACGCAAACAUGACAACACACAGAUCCAUUCAUCUUCGUUCUCCAUUACAAAUUUCCUUUCUUUUUCAUUUUCAUUGUUGGAGAAGUAGUGCAGGUUUAUUUUUAAAUUUGUUCAGUGUUUUUUUGGCUCAAAGUUUUAGUUGCAACAAUCAGAAAUGGCUUCUCAACCAAAGAAUGUUGGAAUACUCGCUAUGGAGAUUCACUUUCCUCCUACUCGCCUUGUGCUGGAAGAAUUGGAGGCUCAUGAUGAGGUAAGCAAAGGCGAGUAUACAAUUGAUCCUGGACAAGAUUGCAUGGGCUUUGUCAUUGAGGAUGAAGAUGUUGUAUCAAUAAGCAUGACAGCUGUUACUUAUCUUCUGGAGAAGUAUGCUAUUGAUCCAAAGCAAAUUGGCCGGUUAGACGUUGGAACUGAAACUAUUAUCGAUAAGAGUAAAUCUAUCAAGACAUUCUUAAUGAGAAUAUUUGAGGAACAUGGAAAUACUGACAUUGAAGGUGUUGACUCCCAUAAUUCCAGCUAUGGGGGAACUGAUGCACUGUUCAACUGCGUUAAUUGGGUGGAGAGCUCUUCAUGGGAUGGACGCUAUGGACUUGUAGUAUGCACGGAUAGUGCGGUCUAUGCAAAGGGACCUGCUCGGGCUACUGGAGGAGCUGCAGCAAUUGCUAUGCUUGUAGGGCCAGAUGCUCCUAUAGUAUUUGAAAGCAAGAUCAGAGCUAGCUAUAUGUCGCAUGUCUAUGAUAUUUACAAGCCCAUCCUUGACAGUGAAGAUCCAGUGGUGGACAGUGAGAUUUCGCAAACCUGUUAUCUUAAAGCACUUGAUUCUUGCUAUAAGGGUUUAUGCAACAAAUAUGAGAAAGUGGAAGGGGAGCAAUUUUCUAUUGAUAAUGCAGCCUACUUUGUAUUUCAUUCACCAUACAACAAGCUCGUCCAGAAGAGCUUUGGUCGCUUGCUUUACAACGACUUUUUAAGGAAUGCUAGCUCUAUUGACGAGUCUACUAGACAAAUCCUGUCCCCCUUUGAAUCCUUAACUGGUGAUGAAAGCUACCAAAGCCAUGAUCUUGAUGAGGCAUCCCAACAAGUUGCUAAACCAUUUUACGAUGAGAAGGUGGAACCUACUACAUUGAUACCAAAACAAGUUGGCAACAUGUACACCGCGUCUCUCUAUGCUGCGUUUGCAUCCCUCCUUCACAAUAAGCACAACACAUUAGCUGGUCAGCGGGUAAUCAUGUUCUCCUAUGGGGGUGGAUCGACUGCAACAAUGUUUUCACUAAAACUCAAUGAAGGUCAACAUCCUUUUAGUCUGUCAAACAUUGCCAGUGUGAUGAAUGUUGCAGAGAGGCUGCUAAAGAGAUAUGAGUACACACCUGAAGAAUUCGACAUUUUUGUUGGACUUUACGAGGCCAGAAGAGAGUUUGGCAUAAAAAACGACUAUUGGUGUGAAAUGCCUGGCAACCUUCUACCGGUAGGAGCCUACUACCACAGAGGGGUUGAUUCCGAGUAUAGAAGAGCUUAUGAUAAAAAGACUCCUGAGAUUGAACAGGAGAUAGAAGAAUAAGGAGUGUGCCUGCAGGAUUUUGCUGCUGGAUGCAUUUGUUACACACUUUUUUUCUUUUUUCCAUGAUGUAUUUCUGGUUUGUAUUUACAUUCUCAUGAUUAAAUUGGCUGUUUGGUUGCAUCUGUUUUGCUAUUUUGUGAGGUAGAUAAAUUACAUUCUUCAAUCGCGAAACUUUCACUUAGUGUAUUUAAUAUAUGAAGAAAAACACACGAAAGAAGCUAAAGAGGUUCACAUUUGCACCGAUGGUUCGGAUGUACACCUCGAUCUUACCUGGCUCUGACUUCUUGAAUUAUGAGGUAGAUAAAUUGAUAUAUGAAAAUAUUGUGAACUUUUUAAGUUUAAAGUAAAGUUA